CACACAGAGCAGAGGUCUCAGGAGCCAGAGUGUGGCCAGCGUCCUCGGCCCAAGUCAAUGGCCGCAGAAGCCAAUGGAGCAUCGGCAGAUAUUCCCGGCUCCAGAGCUGGGGGUGUCCUGCCAUCGCUGCCCCUGGACCCAACCCAGCUUGGCCAGACAAGUUCACUCCAGAAAGGGACCGACCCGGGGUUCCUGCCUCCAGACUGGCACCAGAAAGGGCCCCAGAAGAGAAGCGGCCUCCUCAAGCAGCUGGGCGCCUUCCAUGUGGUCGUUGCUCUGCUGCACUUGAUCCUUGGGGCGUACCUGCUCUCAGCUGUCAAGGACCUGCACCUGGUAGCACUGAGGUCUUGGUAUCCAUUCUGGGGAGCUGCCUCUUUCCUCAUUUCUGGGAUCUUGGCGAUAGCAUUGGAGACAUUUUCCAAAUCGUAUCUGAGAGCAUUGUGCCUCACAAUGAACCUCAUCAGCUUCUUUUGCGUGCUGUGCGGCUUCUACGUCAUUAUCAAGGAUCUCUUUCUGGAGAGUCCAUUUGAGUCCCCAAUCUGGAGAACUUACCCCAGCCCCAUGGUCCACAUCCAGAGGCUGGAGCUGGCCCUGCUGUGCUUCACCUCCCUGGAGCUCUUCCUGCCGUGGUCCACUGCCAUCAUGGCCUGGAAGAGCAAGCACCUGCCUGUGGAGGAGGAUGACUUGUCCCUUAUUCCUGACCCUCCGUUUGUGCUCAGUGGUCUGUCGACACCUCCACCAUCCUACGAGAAAGCAAUUCAAGACGAUGAGAAAGAUGAGCCAAAGCAGAGGUAAAGGUUGAGUUCCCAUGAAGCUACAUCUGGGCUUGGGCCACCAUGACCAAAA
Messenger RNA from Choloepus didactylus (southern two-toed sloth), 846 nucleotides. It is a transcript of the gene MS4A10, whose product is annotated as membrane spanning 4-domains A10. The coding region runs from base 58 to 795 and encodes 245 amino acids. Gene Ontology annotation, cellular component: plasma membrane. Gene Ontology annotation, biological process: cell surface receptor signaling pathway. Lineage: Eukaryota; Metazoa; Chordata; Mammalia; Pilosa; Megalonychidae. The record is from RefSeq and is a predicted model, not a curated record. The transcript has 8 exons.